GCUACUCGGGAGGGAGGAGGGGUCUUUGGAAGGGAAGCCUUUUGGAGGAGCCGGAGCCGGCUACUCCCCAAGUGAGAGAGAGAGAGAGAGAGAGAGAGAGAGAGAGCAGCCUGCAGAGAAGAGGUUGUGGGUACAAAAACUAGCAGUAUAACCAGAUUGAGAGAGUCCUGGCCUCCCCUGAGCCUCCCAACCUUGUUCCUCCUCUUUCCAUGUCUUGUUACAAGCGGCUGCCUGGCAAGAGAGGAGAAGAAAGAUGACUGCCAGUGAGGGGAAAGCAGGUCAAGUGGUAACUGCCUUUGGAGCCCUCAAGGGUGCAAGGUUUGGAGGGCAUUCCCUUGUUUGUACCAGCAAGGUCCCAUUGGGUGAGUGGGAUGAAGAUCAUGCUAGCUCAAAAGGGGAGGACAUGGAGGGGGGAAUCCAAGGACAAGAUAGUGUAGACCUGCGUUUCUCAGCCUUGGAGAACUUUAAGAGGCAAGUGGUUUUUAACUCACAGAAUUCCCUCAACUGGCUGGGAGUUGAAGUCCAUACAUCUUAAUAUUGCCAAGAUUGAGACACACUGGUGCAGUAGAUUGGCCUGAAAGUGCCUUUGGGCCACAUAUUAAAUCCCAAGUUACUAUAUUCCGAGUAGGUACCAGUCCAAGAUGGACCAAACCCUGAUGUUGAGAUCACUGGGGGCUCCGCUUGUAAAGCAAGUCCCCAUAACGCUAACAAAAUGGAUUGGGAUUUGCAGGGUGGUAUUUAACUGGCCUUCUCCAAAUUGCAACUUGAUCAGGAGGUCAGCCUUGUUACUCGCAGCUGGGCCAGAUCUUCAUGGCCCUUUGCCUUUGAAAAGGAAGCAAACAUCACACCUUCCUGAGCCAAAGUGCAGGCACCCUUAAACCUUUCUGCUAGUGUAAACAAAACAAAACAAAGCUGAACUGGCCAGCAGAGUUAAUUUAUCUCAGAUUUAUCAAUAGGAAAGAGAAGAUGCAGUGUUAAUGAUGUACUAGGAAAUCCCUUUGUGACAACCCAGAUGGGUAUGGUGAUUGGGGUAUAGUAAGCUUUCAAGGGCUGCUAUAGCAAUACUCCAUUCCUUGCCUAGGAGAUCUAACAGCUCCAAGACAAUAAACUGAAGAAGUCAUUCUGUUGCGUGUGUUAUAUUGAUUGUAAUAUUGGGGUGAAUGGGGAUAGAUAAGCUUAUACAGAGUGAGUCGGAAGUCUUUUGCAGCUCCUGGGAGACAUAAACACCAUAUUUAGUAGCCCAUUUCUGGGACUCAGAUAAAUUCACCAAACACAGUUAUUUUUCAAUGCCUGAUCUGCUGUUUGUAGCUCAGUUUGAUACUGAGGAGUGAAAUAGCCCCUUCAUUUAUUGAUCAUGAAUGCGCUAAGACAAAUAUGUACAUAUUGUAUUCAGUUUUAGAUGAGGAGUCACAAACAGCCCAGCUAAAUAAAAUACAGACCACAUACACCUCUAAAAAGGUACUGUCUGUUUACUUUAUCAUACUUAAUAAUAUAAAGGGGACUGACACCGAAUUAGAGUUCAGGUACCUUGUAAAAACUAGCUCUGCAAAUUUCCAUUCCAUCUGUCCUGUGGGAAAAUUGAUUCAAUCUGGGUUAGAUUUAAAUUACUUAGUUCAGCCAACACCUCCUCACUCCUUUCUUAUUUUUAAGGGCAGGAGGAAAAAAUUAAUCACUAAGCAGAACUAGUGUUACAAGAGGUGAUAACCACAGAAAGAAAUGUCUACAAAAUUUGGAGAGUAGGAUAAAGAUUAUCCAACCAAGCCUUCCUCCGUCUUCUUGACUCUUCAUGAGAAAAACACCUGGUAGCCAAGAAGGGAGGUCUUCCCUGUGAACCCAGCCUCAAGGAUGCCCUGGAACGUCAAAUGGUUGAAUAGCUGCAACAGCCACAGCUCCCAGUCUCAGAAACAAUGCAAGAAAUCCUCUUUUGCUUUCUAUCAAGCUGUGAGAGACCAGCUACCGGUAUGGCUCUUGGAAGACAUGAGGCGCAUGGAGGCUUUCCACUGGCAAGAAGGAGGCAAAGUCAGCACAUAUUCACCUUCAGAGGCACUGCUGUAUGCCCUGGUACACAACCACCAGCCUUAUGCCCGAUAUUUACUGAACCAAUUUCCUAAAAGUGCCCUUGCAGUACCAAGCCUUCACUUCAGCUGCUGCCACUCUUCAGCUCCUCACUUAGCUAUGGCCGUCCGGUACAAUCGUAUCCAUGUCCUAGUAGAGAUUCUGAAGGCCAUCAAAAACUUUCCAGUAAGCGACCGAGCUACCUAUUUGGACCGCCGAGGUUGCAGUCGAGUAGAAGGUGGCAAAACAGCCCUUCAUGUGGCUUGUGAACUGGCAAGGCCGGAGUGUUUGCUUUUGUUGCUGGGACACGGAGCCUUACCUUGCCUUCGUGACUGUGCUGGGAACACACCUCUAGACCUACUUCUACAACAAAUUUGGGAGAGUCCAGCAUCAAAUCUCUGCACCAAGCUUCUCCUUCUGGACUCGCUCUUGCUCUUCAUGCCUACAGGCUUCCAUUUUGCCAUGAAACAGCAGCUGCGGGAAGACCAGCAACCAUGGCAGGACCUCCUGGGUGAUAGCCGAUAUCAGUGGCUGGCUGGUUUUGCUCCUUGCUCUCUCUUUGUUAGAUCCAUGCAAGUUUUAAUUGGGAGCAUUUCACGCGAACAUUUCCCAGAAGCUCUGGAUGGGCUACCUUUGCCGCACUUUCUGAAGCCUUUGGACCUGAAGUUGAAGGGCUAAGAUUAUAAGCUAGAGACCCCUUUCUCUCACUUUGACUCCCUCUCUCCCUCACCUUUCAAUUGCUGCUUGUGUGAUGAAAAUAGGUUGUGUGGAGAACCCAUGUGCUGAAAAUGAAAUCUGUGUGGGAGAAGGAGAAGCACUUGUUUUAAUUAGAGACCUUUUUUUGCAAA
Molecule: messenger RNA, 2903 nt
Organism: Pantherophis guttatus
Lineage: Eukaryota; Metazoa; Chordata; Lepidosauria; Squamata; Colubridae
Gene: ANKRD9
Product: ankyrin repeat domain 9
Molecular function (GO): protein binding
Source: RefSeq, a predicted model, not a curated record